AUGGACAUAGAUAGCUUGCUGCACGAGCCGUCUGCUUCGCCGUCGCACAAUGAUGGUGCUGCUACCCCUAGCCUCAACGUCGGUCUAGACGCUGCUGUUGCGCCAACCCACAAGAGAAAGUUUCAAGACUUGAUACACACAGACGCCACUUCAUCGCCAAGUCACGCAGAUUCAUCCUUGCCACCUUCUUCGCCCGACCAUCUCGACCGUUCUGCUUCGUCCACGCCAGCACCACAACCCACCUCGGAAGCACAAAAGGUCUACAUUGCCCGUACUGCCCCGCACCUUCUUGGCCGUACACCCACACCUUCAAGCUCCAGAACGCCUUCGGUACCUCCAUCGGGCAGAUCCAGUCCCACUUCCGAUGAUGGCCGCUCUACACCGGACGGCGCCUCCUCGACACCCAAACCCUCGAAUCAGUCGCAUCACACCUUGCCCGAAGGAUAUCGUGGGCCCGCCCUGCGCAAAAACGACGCCGAAGACUUUGCGCCUCCGCCUCAUCUUGCAACCACCGUAGGCUCGGCCACUCUGUUCAGUGCGGUCAACUUUGCUGUCAAUCGCAAUGGCUGGCGCUACACCGCUGCAGGUCCCGCCAGCCAGCAUUUGCGACAGACGCUCUUCAAAACGCUCGAAACUCGCCCAGCUAACGUGCACUGGUGCUGGUCCGACCGGUCUCCGUUCACCAAAAUCUCUGUCAACGCUGAUAUAAUCUCGACUGACAAAGGCUUUCGUAGCGCACGCACCAACAUUGGCGUUCGUCAGGGCGAAUGGUAUGCAGAGAUCGAGAUCCUCCCUCCUGAGCAUCUAACUGCAGGUGUAGGUGCGCCAGGUCCGCUUCCAGCGCCCAUGAAGGACGGCUCGCAUAUAAGGUUGGGCUGGGGCCGGAGGGAGGCGCCACUCAAUGCACCUGUCGGCUUUGAUGGCUAUUCCUAUGGGCUCAGAGACAAGGGCGGCGACAAGGUCACCCUCUCGAGACCUCUACCGUACGGCAAGCCAUUCAAAGCUGGUGAUGUCGUUGGGUUGUACAUCAAGCUUCCACCGCUGAGCGAGCCACAGGACGAGAAUGAUCCCGCCAACAUCAAACGCGAGCGCAUCGCUAUACGCUACAAGGGCCAGCUCUACUUUGAAAGUCUCGAGUAUCCCCGCACGAGAGAGAUGGAGCAGCUCAUGGAACGCAGUCGAAAGGGCAACAGUAUCGAGGAGGCACUCAAGGGCAUCGAGGGCACUGGCGUGUUUGAGCCGCAAGCUGUCGCUGCCUCAUUGGCAGCUGCAGUUGAUGGCGUCAACCCUGCCAAUGGUAAUGGUGGUGCUGCUGCGCCCCCUUCCGCCGCAAUUAGUGGUGCAGGGGGUGGAGGCGGCGCGGCCAAAGUGAAAAACCGCAAGAAUCCAGGCGCAAAGGACAAGCCCUCCGGUCCCACAAUACCGUCACUCCGACCAGUACCCAAGCUUGCCGGAUCCAAAAUCGGCUUCUUCGUCAACGGUGAACCGCAGGGAAUCGCCUUUCGCGAUCUCUUCGACUUCCGUCCCCUCCGUGUCAAAGGCUUUCCAGGUCUCAAACCCGCCCCUUCCAAAGCUUCCACCGCAUCGCGCACAAGUAAGCCAGAAACAACCAAACGCGGCGAGCCCACCGAACCGGUGAUCAAUGUCAAAUCGCGCGAAAAUAUCUUUGACGACGGAGCGCUUGGCUACUUCCCCUUUGUGUCGAGCUACGGUGGAGCGAGGGCGAAGUUGAUCACGGGCGCAGAGGGGUUUCGCUUCCCGCCACCCACGGAUAUUGAGGCUGCUUUAGAGGCUGUGUCCUCGCCAGCUUCCUCAUCCUCGACACAAACGAGGGACGAAGCAUCGACGGGCGAAGCCAAGUGGAAACCACUAUGCGCCCGCUUCGAGGAGCAUCUUGCGGAAAUGUGGGCGUACGACUUGCAGGACGAGGCGAAAGCACAGGCGGUUGCCGAUCAGCAAGCCGAGGAGAGAGCCAAGCGCAACAACGCGGCCAAAGAGAGGUACGCCGCGGCAAAGAAGAAGCAUGCGGCUGCGCUCGCGAGGAACGCCACGGCUAGUCCUGCGCCCGUCAUGGAGGGAGACGACGACCCAGAUCGUACGGUGAUGGCAGAGGACGAUGGGAUGCAAAUGGACGAAGAUGGUGGGCAGCUGUCGGCGGUGGUGCGGAUGGACGACGAGCACGCGGUCGGGUCCGAGCUUGACGCGCAUACUCCGGAACGUCCAGACCAGCACUGGUCGUCGUCGGUACCUGGCUCGCCGGAAGACCAAAUCAGGACGGUGCAGUCGUCCUUGCUACGAGAUGCGGCUCACGAGGAUGUCGACAUGCACGAUGUUGGUUCCAGCCACGGAUGA
Messenger RNA from Sporisorium graminicola, 2352 nucleotides. RefSeq lists its product as uncharacterized. Gene Ontology annotation, molecular function: protein binding; transcription cis-regulatory region binding. NCBI's taxonomy places the organism in Eukaryota, Fungi, Basidiomycota, Ustilaginomycetes, Ustilaginales, Ustilaginaceae. The record is from RefSeq and is a predicted model, not a curated record. Gene Ontology annotation, cellular component: Set1C/COMPASS complex. The coding region runs from base 1 to 2352 and encodes 783 amino acids. The transcript has a single exon.